This is a messenger RNA of Macrosiphum euphorbiae (potato aphid), 582 nucleotides long. The record is from the annotation of a GenBank genome assembly. Lineage: Eukaryota; Metazoa; Arthropoda; Insecta; Hemiptera; Aphididae.
AUGGCAAUAGUUGAUGCAAAUUUGAAUUUUGUUGUAAUCGAUGUUGGUUCAUAUGGUCGUGAAGGGGACUCUAAUGUGUUCAAGGAGUGUGCAUUUGGUAAACAAUUAUAUGAAGGUAAAUUGAACAUACCAGAACCAGUUACUUUACCAAAUACAAGUACCAACCCACAACCGUAUGUGUUUAUUGGAGAUGAAGCAUUUGCUUUACAUGCAAACUUACUUAGACCGUACCCUGGACGUAACCUUACUGAUUCCCGAAGAGUGUUCAACUACCGAUUAUCCAGAGCAAGGCGCACAGUCGAAUGUGCAUUUGGAGUACUCGCAAAUAAAUGGCGUGUUUUACAUACGGCUAUUCAGGUGGAGCCAGAUUUUACGGAUGACAUUAUAAAAGCAUGUUGCGUACUGCACAACUUUGUUCGUAAAAGAGAUGGUAUAAAUUAUGAAGAUUCUGAAACCCACAACUUAGAAGAUAUUGAAGCUCGUGGAACAGGGACUCGUUCGCAUGGAGUUGAAGUGAGGGAUUACUUUGCCAACUACUUUAUGGGUCCAGGAGCAGUAGAUUUUCAAUAUGACAUGAUUUGA